Molecule: messenger RNA, 990 nt
Organism: Microcebus murinus (gray mouse lemur)
Lineage: Eukaryota; Metazoa; Chordata; Mammalia; Primates; Cheirogaleidae
Gene: CPLX3
Product: complexin 3
Biological process (GO): synaptic vesicle exocytosis; neurotransmitter transport; regulation of neurotransmitter secretion
Cellular component (GO): terminal bouton; SNARE complex
Molecular function (GO): syntaxin binding
Source: RefSeq, a predicted model, not a curated record
GGCGGGCCCAAGCGGGGGCGGGCGGCAGGCGGCCGCAGCGGGAGCUGUCCGCCAGACCUAGUGCUGAAGUAGGCGCGGACGUGCCGGGUGCUUGGCGCGCGGCACCAAGCGCCCCGUGCCAGGGCCGGCGAAGACCAUGGCGUUCAUGGUGAAGACCAUGGUGGGCGGCCAGCUGAAGAACCUCACCGGGAGCCUGGGGGGCGGCGAGGACAAGGGGGACGGGGACAAGUCGGCGGCCGAAGCGCAGGGCAUGAGCCGAGAGGAGUAUGAGGAGUAUCAGAAGCAACUGGUGGAAGAGAAGAUGGAGCGGGAUGCGCAGUUCACGCAGAGGAAGGCAGAGCGGGCCACGUUGCGGAGCCACUUCCGAGACAAAUACCGGCUGCCCAAGAAUGAGACGGAUGAGAGCCAGAUCCAGAUGGCAGGUGGAGACGUGGAGCUGCCCCGGGAGCUGGCCAAGAUGAUUGAGGAGGACACGGAGGAGGAGGAGGAGAAGGCCUCAGUCCUCGGGCAGCUGGCCAGCCUCCCUGGCUUGGACCUCGGCUCACUCAAGGACAAGGCCCAGGCCACCCUGGGGGACCUCAAGCAAUCAGCUGAGAAGUGCCACAUCAUGUAACCAGUUCCCUGGAGUUGCCCACUGGGAUGACCAGGGGGCUGGGCCCACACGAGGGCAGUGUCUCAACGUCCAGGGACCCAUAUCCUAUUUUGGGCUUUGUGUCCCUUGCCCCACCCGAGCCCCAGAACCCUCUCAUCCGUGCCCCAAGUCUGCCUUCCGGUCUCUCCCUCUCCACGGAAAGCAAAGUCCCUGUUCCUUACUCUGCCUCUCAGAACCCACCCCUACUUAGCCUGCGGAGCCUCCCAGGACCACAGCAACAGGCUCAGUCCUCUCUGGCCAUGGCGCCAAGCCCCUGCACACAGGAGCGUCCAUAGAGAGACACAGGGCACAGAAAUUGGCGCGUGCAGAGGCGUAGGCCGCAGAGGCAGCCUGCACAC